UUGCUGAACUCGUGCUGAGCAGAAAAACCUCUCAGAGUACAACAAUGAGUGUAAGCAAGCAUACUGGACUAGUUUGAAUGGAAGUUAACUUUAGUGAAACUACCCGUAGUGUUCACUACAUGUGCUCAUUGGGUUUCCAAAGCACUGUGUUAAAUGGAGCUGGAGGACCAAUGGUGGAGAGGACAACUGGCUGCAGAUAUAUACCAGGCGCUACGGUACAAAGAGCUCAAGUUGCCAUCCUACAAAGGCCAGUCCCCUCAGCUGAACUUGAGACGAUACUUUGCAGACCUCAUAGCCAUCGUCAGUAACCGCUUCAGGCUGUGUCCUGCAGCCAGACACCUGGCCGUCUACUUGCUGGACCUCUUCAUGGACCGCUAUGAUGUUACGGUGCAGCAGCUUCACAUGGUCUCACUCUCAUGUCUUCUGUUGGCUAGUAAAUUUGAGGAAAGGGAAGAUCGGGUUCCAAAGCUGGAGACCCUGAACAGCCUGGGCUGCAUGAGUUCCAUGAACCUGGUCCUGACCAAACAGGGUUUACUACACAUGGAGCUCCUCCUGCUGGAAACCUUCCAGUGGAACCUGUACCUCCCCACAGCCGCUCAUUUCAUAGAGUACUACCUGUCUAUUGCCGUCCAUGAGGGAGACCUCCAUGAUGGCUGGCCUAUGACCUGCCUGGAGAAGACUAAAUUAUACAUGGCCAAGUAUGCUGAUUAUUUCCUGGAGGUUUCCUUGCAAGAUCAUGUGUUUUUGUGUUUUGCCCCCUCACUGGUGGCUGCUGCGUGUGUGGCCGCCUCCCGCCUCAUCCUCCACCUGUCCCCUACAUGGCCACCCCGACUGCAGCGCCUCACAGGCUACACAUGGGAGAACCUCAUCCCAUGUGCAGAGAAACUGCUCAUUGCACAUGACAGUGAUGUCAAAGAGGCCAACAAGCAGAAGUGCCAGCAGCCCAGCCAGCAGCAGCAGCAACAGCAACAGCAGCAGAUGGUGUACCACAGUUCAGGCCAGACAGCCACUGUGGCCCAGUACCUGCACCGGCCCAGCGUGCAGUAUCCCCAGCAGGCUAACCACAGACCUGCCUCCUACCUCAGCCACUCCACCACCAACCUGCAGGCGCCGAAUGGUCCCCAGCACGGCAACACCCAGGCCAUCGCUGCCUCACUGGAUCCAAAGUCUAACAUCACUAACAGGGCUUACCAAGUCAGCAUGCACUACAGCUGCCCUGCUCCGUGCUUUGACAGAUGAUGGGUUUUCAGGAUUUAGUAAUUUUUUGGGGGGAGGAAGCGAAAAGAGAUGGUGAUCUGUUUUUCUUGAACAUUACAGAAUACACUGAAGGAAAGAGGGUGUUUUUAAUUUGAAGAGACUUGAUGAGAUUGGUGCAGCACUUUUGAACCAUAAGGUGUACACAAUGUGCAAUAUGCUUGCUCUGCUGUAAUUUUCUGUGGAGAGCCUGCGUGAGGAAUUUUGUUUUCAAGAUGUUUGCGAUAUCAAGAAUGAAUGAUGUUGAGAGGUGACUUUAGGCAGAGUUUGCACCACUAUACCCACUAGUGUUACCAUAUAAUUUAGCUACAGACCAAAAGUUGUCUUGUAUUUAAUUAAGCCAAAGUACCUCAGAAGUAUUGAACACAUUUACCUAGUGCCUGUAGUCUUUAUGACUAUUACUAUGCUAAGUUAGAAGUAACAAAAGGGAUUUAAGUCAGUUUGUGGUUGAAAUAAGAAAGCAUAGUUUGCGUAGUUCUGUACCUUAAAUUUUUGUUUGUUUGUUUUGAUGUUAUUUGUAAAACUAGAAAAGAAUCUACUCCUCUAGAUUUCAGAAUUUCUUUGCUGAGAAAAUUGUUGCUCUUUUGUACACAGAGGAUUUCAGUCAGUGCUGUGCACUUCUACGAUGAUAGUUUUAAAUAAAAUACAAAUCUGUGUUA
This is a messenger RNA of Toxotes jaculatrix (banded archerfish), 1913 nucleotides long. It is a transcript of the gene ccnj, whose product is annotated as cyclin J. Gene Ontology annotation, cellular component: cyclin-dependent protein kinase holoenzyme complex; nucleus; cytoplasm. Gene Ontology annotation, biological process: regulation of cyclin-dependent protein serine/threonine kinase activity; mitotic cell cycle phase transition. The transcript has 6 exons. The coding region runs from base 154 to 1239 and encodes 361 amino acids. The record is from RefSeq and is a predicted model, not a curated record. Lineage: Eukaryota; Metazoa; Chordata; Actinopteri; Toxotidae. Gene Ontology annotation, molecular function: cyclin-dependent protein serine/threonine kinase regulator activity.